GUCCUUAACUGAGUCAGCUAGCCACUCACGUUGCCUAAGAGCUAUCAAAAUUAGGUUAAUUUCUGAAGAACCCUCAAUGGAUAACUAAAUGUUCUAUAUUUUAUGAGACAUUUAAGUGUAGGUGGCAGGGACUAGGAGAAGGGGAUGAGGUUGAGAGAGUAUUGCAGUGGUGUCGUGUUGUUAAAAACAAACAAACAAGCAAACACCCUUCCCGAGAUUCCCUUAUUAUGCUGACUGCAAGAGGUUGGGUGGUUUUCCCUGUCAGCCCAUCUCCUUCUGCAUCUUACAGUGAAACUUCAGCCACAGUUGGUUGAUAUCUCUCACUAUGAAAUAACUCUCAGAAUGCUUAAUUUGACUUCCUAUAGGCUGAGGAGAAAUGGGCUGUGAGGCAGGGAGCCCUUACAUAGUAUGGGGAGACAGAGAGGACUAUAAAAUAGGAAGGUAAAUGGUGUGAGCUUCAGGUGUUUGGGGUAUUGGCUAGUUCCCUUCCAGUUUGAACAUCCCUUAUUGCUGGUUUCCUAGAGUCUUCUGAUAUCCCUGCUUUGUUUGUAGUUUGCUGGGAUUGAGGCGUCCGCAGUGUUGGAUCCCAAAUUUACCUAUGUAUGGAGUUUUGACUUUUCUAACUGAUUUUCUAAUUUCUUUAUACCUGGGCCAUGGGAACCUCUGACAACGUUACCCUUAUAGAUUGGAUUGAGCAAAGAAAUUAUAAUUUAAGGUACUAAUUUUCAUUUUCUGUCCUCAGUAUCUGUGAGCGGGUAACUCCUCGGCUAUGUCACGCCAACUCAGCAGUGGUGCUUUCAGCAGUAAAAGUCCUAAUGAAAUUUCUAGAGUUGUUACCCAAGGACUCUGACUACUACAAUAUGCUGCUGAAGAAGUUGGCCCCUCCACUUGUCACUUUGCUCUCUGGGGAGCCAGAGGUGCAGUACGUCGCCCUGAGGAACAUCAACCUGAUCGUCCAGAAAAGGCCUGAAAUCUUGAAGCAGGAGAUCAAAGUUUUCUUUGUGACGUACAAUGAUCCCAUCUAUGUGAAACUAGAGAAAUUGGACAUCAUGAUUCAUUUGGCAUCCCAAGCCAACAUUGCUCAGGUUCUGGCAGAACUGAAGGAAUAUGCCACAGAGGUGGAUGUCGACUUUGUGCGCAAAGCUGUGCGGGCCAUUGGAUGGUGUGCCAUCAAGGUGGAGCAAUCUGCAGAGCGCUGUGUAAGCACAUUGCUUGAUCUCAUCCAAACCAAAGUAAAUUAUGUGGUCCAAGAGGCGAUUGAUAUCUUCCGCAAAUACCCCAACAAAUAUGAAAGUAUCAUUGCCACUUUGUGUGAGAACUUAGACUCACUGGAUGAGCCAGACACUCGAGCAGCUAUGAGUUGGAUUGUGGGAGAAUAUGCUGAAAGAAUUGACAAUGCAGAUGAGUUACUAGAGAGCUUCCUGGAAGGUUUUCAUGAUGAAAGCACCCAGCACUGAUGCGGGUGACAGCCCUGUUGGCACCACCACUGCCACCAACCUGGAACAGCCUCAGGUUAUCCCCUCUCAAGGUGACCUUCUGGGGGAUCUUUUAAACCUUGACCUUGGUCCCCCAGUCAAUGUGCCACAGGUAUCCUCCAUGCAGAUGGGAGCAGUGGAUCUCUUGGGAGGAGGACUAGAUAGUCUGCUUGGCAGUGACCUUGACGGGGGCAUUGGAGGAAGUCUGGCAGUGGGACAGUCCUUCAUCCCAUCAUCAGUGCCUGCAACCUUUGCUCCUUCACCUACUCCUGCUGUGGUCAGCAGUGGUCUGAAUGACCUAUUUGAACUCUCCACGGGGAUAGGCAUGGCACCUGGUGGAUAUGUGGCUCCUAAGGCUGUAAGUAAAACAACACUUUCUUACUCGUGUUACAGCAAAUUAGAAUUGGGCACUUUAGUGCCUGCUAUUCCUUAUGUUUCCUUCAAAUGGAGUAAAAAGCCAUUGAAACCUAAAGACGUGACUAAAUCCUGCCUCCUGAUUAACCUCUGGGAUUUCUUCAUCCUCUCUCCUGGCUUUGGUGUCAUCCCCAGCACUCCUCUGGCCAUCCAUACACCACUGAUGCCAAACCAGAGCGUUGAUGUCUCCCUGCCUCUCAACACAUUGGGCCCAGUCAUGAAGAUGGAGCCUCUGAACAACCUGCAGGUGGCUGUGAAAAACAAUAUUGAUGUCUUCUACUUCAGCUGCCUCAUCCCACUCAACGUGCUUUUUGUAGAAGAUGGCAAAAUGGAGCGCCAGGUCUUCCUUGCAACAUGGAAGGAUAUCCCCAAUGAAAAUGAACUUCAGUUUCAGAUUAAGGAGUGCCAUUUAAAUGCUGACACUGUUUCCAGCAAGUUGCAAAACAACAAUGUUUAUACUAUUGCCAAGAGGAAUGUGGAAGGGCAGGACAUGCUGUACCAAUCCCUGAAGCUCACUAAUGGCAUUUGGAUUUUGGCUGAGCUACGUAUCCAGCCAGGAAACCCCAAUUACACGCUGUCGCUGAAGUGUAGAGCUCCUGAAGUCUCCCAGUACAUCUAUCAGGUCUACGACAGCAUUUUGAAAAACUAAUAGACUGGUCCGGUGCCCUCUGGCCACCCUGUGAUCGGUGCAAGCCAAGAACUCUUAACUGGAAGAAAAUUGUAUUGCCGUGUAGAAUCCGAACCCAAACACGCUGAGGCCACCCACCAAGGUAGUGACUAGUCUAACCUGUGCUAACAUUAGGGCACAACCUGUUGGAUAGUUUUAGCUUCCUGUGACCAUUUGUAACCACUGCUUCAAUCACUUCCCACCUCGUGCCACCUGCUGCUAUCUGUCCUUGCUUGUGGGCCUCUCCAUCCUGUACCAGUGGCUGGCAUUUUUGAGUGUAGUUUGAUAUUUUGUAAUCGAGAGCUCGUUUCAAAAGCAGAAAAAAGACAAAAAAAAAUUAAAGCAAGGAAAAGUGUCACUGAAACGUAAACUGCACUUUAUUGUUUUAUAUUUUUGUACAUAUGAGAAAUUGAGGGAAUAGUGUGUGAAUGAUAAAAAGUGUUAAAACAACCGCACAGUCCUGAAGGAAGAGACGCAGUUUCUUGCCCACCCCAUUAGGGGAUUUUUGUCUGUGGCAGCCUUGUCCCUGAUCACUUUUUUUUCCUCUCCAAACUCCUUUUCCUUGUGAUUCCCCCUGCCCCGUAUUAUCAUCUCCUCUGAUGCUCUGCAAUUAGGAAUGGUGGUCUUUCUUGAAUGGUGCUGCAGGGUGCAGGAAAUAGGGCCUGUCAGCAUUGAGGCUGAGAAAAAUGAGAACUUACUACAUUCCUUUCCACUGAUCUAAUCUAUUAAUAACACUGAUUAAGGAAUUUGAAUAGAGAUGGGAAACAGGAACCAAAAUGCCCUUCCCCCAUCUCCCGCUCUGGAUUUAUUUUAACUCUCAGGUCCAAUUCAGAUCUAAAAUCUUAGUUUUAGAGUUGAAACAGACUUUAAGUAAUAACUUACCCAACCUUUUUUUUCUAAAAAGGAAAAAGAUAAAAGACAAACAGGGUGUUAUUGCCUAAGGCCUGUUAACUGAUCAGCAGCAGAGGUGGGGGAGGGGGUCUCCGAAGUCCUCAUCAGUGUUGUCUUCACUGCAGGACCGGCUCCAUAAUUUUCUUCCUUCAAUGCCUUUCUUUUACCUUUUCUGUGCCUGCUUCUUUAUGGCUCUUCUCAUACUUCAUACAGAUUUUGGCACUCCAUUCAUUGGCAUCCGGUAGCAGCAGAGUAUCUUUCCAGGGACUUGAAGGUAAAUCCUGAUGCCAGAAUGAAGGAGUAGCUAAUAGUCUCCUUGGAGCCGCAGUUCUUGAGGCCAGCAGGAUGGGUGCAGGGAUGAAGUGAGCUUCGGGAUGCCACAGAUUCACUUGAUCCUUCAGUUCUCUGAUCUGCUCUUUACUUGUGUUGCUUAGGCUCCAAGGCAAUUGAGAUCACCUCAGAGGGCCAAGCGAUACUUUUCAUCUCUCAAAAGAUUGGGAGAUGUGAGGACCCCCUGCCCCCUGGGCACAUUGGGUGUGAUCUGUCAAAGAAUGCUUCAUGCCUGGAACACCAGUCUGUUUAGCAGUGUUCACACUGUUUCAUCUGUGGGCACCUGUGCCGACCAGUACCCAGGAUUCAGGGUCCGUGACCAAGACUGCUUCUCAGAUGCCCCUGCUCAAAUCAGAGGCGCUUGGGUCCAAGGGCCUCAUGUAGGACCCAGACCUAAGAGUGAGUCGAAGAGAAGGAGGAAUCAUAGAAAACAAGAGCAGAAACUACCCCCCAACCCUGUCGCAAGUGAAAUGACUCUGAUUCAUAUCAGUUGCAAAGUUUGGGGGUGCAGAUCCCCCAAAGCAGCUUCUUAAACCUUGAGAAUCUCCAAGAGAAGAAUUUCUGGGGUGAGGGUCAGGAGCCAUGUCCCGCGCUCACCACCCCUCAGGCACGUGGAGAGCAGGAAGCAGUACAGGAUUGUGUGUGGGAGGUGGGUCAGUUGGUGACAGGUGGGGUAGAAAAGCAGGUGGGUAAAGUCCCCUUUUUGGGAAGUCACUCGUGGAGUCAGUUGGAUACAAGCAGUGAAGAAGGUCCACACUACAAAUGCAGUGUUCUCAUCUCAAAGCAGACUGCAGUUCCGGAAGGAAGAGUGUGUGUCAGGGCAAGCAGACAAGACAAUUUUGCACCAAGAUACGUUCCUCCACCCCUGAAACCAGGCUUCCCUCAGCCUCCCCGGCGGUGAGGGGAAACAGCUGCUGUUCUCAGCUGACCUGACUGAGCCAAUCCGCGUGCGAACUCUUCACUCCUUGGAGAGGCUGCCUCCCGGUUUGCCCCUGAGCAGUUAGGGAGGGAUUCUGCUCCACGGAAAGGACCUCUCUCCUGAGGAGACAGAGCCUGUUGCCUCCACCGCAGCUUCCCUUUGGGCCCAUCUCAAGCCUGGCCAAACUGGGGAUCGGAGUGGAGAUUGCCCUGCAUUCCCCUCUCCUCUGCCUCAGUAUGUCUUUGUAACGUCAGCUGGUGUCUUACAAAGGGCAAGGGAAACACACACACACACCCAGAACUCUUGCUGGUCAGAGAUUCCCUGAGUGUCUGUCCUCGCCCGAGCACGUUUUGUUUGUCUGUGUUGUGAACCCUGGGACUCUGGAGAGAAGGGGCGGGGGGGUAAACGUUGCCCAGUGAAGGCUUAUCAUUCUUUUGUUGUUGGGAUCUGUUCUUGGGGAGGGUGGGGGUCAGGGGAAGCUUGA
Molecule: messenger RNA, 5180 nt
Organism: Delphinapterus leucas (beluga whale)
Lineage: Eukaryota; Metazoa; Chordata; Mammalia; Artiodactyla; Monodontidae
Source: RefSeq, a predicted model, not a curated record